UCUAUGAGCUAGAAAUUUCCAAGAACAUAUACGUAACUCGUCUCUUCAUCAGACCCCUUCACGAUGGAGGGAAAAUUCUCGGGAACAUUUCGAGGAGGAGGGACCAUCAGUGACAGCCCAUUCGCUCCAGUCCUGGCGGUUGCGUCCAUUCAGGACAGGGGGAGUGACGCAAGAUGGAAUCGCAAUUCAUUCCAAGCGUUUGGUAUGGACCGACACAACAAUGCGAGGAGAGAAAGUAUAGACCAGUUGAUGGAUGCAAGACUUGAGAGAGCAAAGCUGCUUGCUACAAAAAAGGACAAGCUGUCAAAACUUUUGCAGAACAAAUUCUUGGCAGAAACAACCAGCUUGGUGAAGUCGGGUUUUGACAAUCUGGCCAACACGGCACGAGACUUCUCAAACGACGUGGUGACAGCGGUGGCGGAUUCUUUCAAGGAGCAAGAAAAGACCGAAGAAGUUGUUGAGACCUUCAUCUCAUGUGAGCACAACACGGACUCGAUCAGAGCUGGCAACUUAGCUACCGAGGCUCAGAAGGAAGCAAAACGUGCGAUGAGAGCAUCAAGACGAGCUCAAGAUGUAGCCAGACAAAUACAUGUAACCCCGAAGGAUUUCAGAAGGUUCAGCAAAGAGAAUAUAGACUUGUCAGGGCUAUCGAUGAGGCCAGAAAAUCAGAAACAAGCUAUCCUGAGUGUCACCAUUCACGGAGGGAGACAUUUUCCAUUACAAAGUCACACACAAGAGAGCUCAGAAAACAGCGGCAGAUAUGUUAGUUCUUAUGUGCAGGUGAACCUUCUUCGUGGAUCCGAACCAACUUUCCAGGCAGAUUCUCUGUUUGUUGUCAUCUAUGAUGCUGAGGAGCCCGAGCAGGCCUUCUCCACUUGUGUUUGCAACAAUAAGAAACACCCGUCAUGGCAAGAGACGUUCAAAUUCUACUUCAUGCAAUCUGAAAGUGAACUGAUGUUGGAUCAUGUGUUUGAGUUUUUGUUAUUGAAAGACACUCCGCAAAACAUACUGGAUCAGGACAACUCGGUUGAGACGAACAGGUUGAUCGGAAAGUUCAAAGUUCCUUUCAAAUCAUUCAUCCAAUUCUUUCCAAGAGUUCGCCAUCCGGCGGGGGAAGUGGACGAAGAGUAUCAUGAAGGGCAAAUCUCUCGCUGGUUCAACAUCGACACCUCAUACUACCUCUCUAAGUGCUCUCGUCUUGCUGCAUGUAAGUCUUCUCUGCUCCUGACGAUGGGCACAGGACUCCUCAGGCCAAAGAAACUCUCUAAGAAAGCCAAAGCCACGAUGGCACAGCUCCUCCCAGCGAGCGAAGAUUACAGCAUUCCUAAGGAGAGGCCUCCGCCGGAAUGGAAGGGGCAUCCUCAACAUUUCUUGUUGUACGGAGAUUUAGACUGA
Molecule: messenger RNA, 1395 nt
Organism: Guillardia theta CCMP2712
Lineage: Eukaryota; Cryptophyceae; Pyrenomonadales; Geminigeraceae
Exons: 15
Coding region: 64-1395 (443 amino acids)
Source: RefSeq, a predicted model, not a curated record